This is a messenger RNA of Diabrotica balteata, 1575 nucleotides long. The record is from the annotation of a GenBank genome assembly. NCBI's taxonomy places the organism in Eukaryota, Metazoa, Arthropoda, Insecta, Coleoptera, Chrysomelidae.
AUGUUGUCGUUAAUAUUAUUGUUGAUAACAGUAGUCCUCUUUUAUUGUACUGCUAUCAAACCAUUGAGUUACUGGAAGAAAAGAGGAGUCAUUUUCCAGGAGGGAGCAAUAUGGUUGCUGGGAAAUCAAUGGAAAUUAUUUCUAAGACGUGAAAACAUGUUUGAAGUGCUGGAAAAUGCUUACAAUAUGGCACCAAACGCUAGAUAUAUAGGAUUUUAUAAAUAUACAACACCCUGUCUGAUGAUAAAGGAUCCACAGCUAUUAAAACAGAUAACAGUUAAGCAUUUUGACCAUUUUGUUAACCAUAGAUCUUUUAUACCACAAGGUGCUGAUCCACUCUGGUCAAAGAAUCUUCUUUCAUUAAGAGAUCAAAAAUGGAAAGAAAUGAGAGCGGUACUAAGUCCUUUAUUCACCAGCAGCAAAAUAAAGGUGAUGUUCCAUCUGAUGACAGAGUGCUCUGAGAAUCUGGUAAAACAUUUCUUGAAGAAAAAUCAAGAAAUCACUAAAGUUGCAUUUAAAGACUUGUCCACUCGUUAUGCCAACGAUAUUAUAGCUUCUGUUGCUUUUGGAAUACAUACAGAUUCUUUGGAGAACCGCAAUAAUGAAUUCUAUUUAAUGGGAAAAGAAAUCUCGAACUUUUCUACUUUCCGAAGAAAUGUCAAGUUAAUGGGAUUUGUAACAAUUCCAAAAAUUUUUAAGCUCCUAAAAGUUAAUUUCCUUGAUGGUCCUUCGAGACAAUUCUUUGUCGAUCUUAUUGAAAAUAUCGUAAAAGUAAGGACAGAAGAAAAUAUCGUUAGAACUGAUAUGUUGAAUCUUCUAAUCGAAGCAAAGAGAGGUAUGCAGAACAAAGAUAAACAGUCAGCCAUUGAAACUGACUAUUCGACAUUUCAAGAAUAUACCAGAGAAAAACAAGCUCACACAAACAUCACAAAUGAAGACAUUAUCUCAAACUCCUUGUUCUUUUUCAUCGGUGGUUUUGAUCCGGUUUCCAGCACUAUGUGCUUCGUUGCAUACGAGUUAGCAACCCAUCCAGAUAUUCAAACCAUAUUAAGAGAAGAAAUUAAUCGAGGAUUUGAAGAAUGUAAAGGGAAAAUGACGUACCAAGUGUUGAUGACGAUGAAGUAUUUGGAUAUGGUUAUUUCAGAAUGCUUAAGAAAGUGGCCAGCUUUUCCCGGUAUUGACAGAGAAUGCAACAAAGAAUACAUCAUACAACCCGAAAAUCCACAUGAGGAACCCUUAGUCGUCGAAAAAGGAUCAAUUAUUAUUCUUCCACUUAUGUCGAUCCACCACGAUUCUAAAUACUUUCCGGACCCAGAACAGUUCGACCCCGAACGAUUUAGCGACGAAAACAAGGAUAAAAUCAAGGAAUAUACGUAUUUUCCCUUCGGGUUAGGUCCGAGGAAUUGCAUAGGAGCCAGAUUUGCCUUGCUUGAAAUAAAGGUAUUAUUUUCUCAUCUUUUGCAGCACUUUGAGAUAGUACCAAUUGCGGUUACCUGUAUUCCUCCUCAGUUAACGAAAGGAAAUUUUAAUUUACUGCCUGCUGAUGGUAUGAGAUUGGGUUUAAAAAGACUUUAA